CGAUCCCCCACUUUGUUCCCCACCACAGCAAGCGCAACGCGCAAAGAGGCAGACGCGCAGCUGAGGAGGAGAAGCGCACGCAGCCACCGCGAGAUCUCCUCACCUCCAUCUCCAUCUCCAUCUCCAUCUCCGGCGGCGAGAUCCCCACCGAAUCGGAUCGGAUCGGAUCAUGGGGGGGAAGGAGCUGAGCGAGGAGCAGGUGGCGUCGAUGCGGGAGGCGUUCUCCCUCUUCGACACCGACGGCGACGGCCGGAUCGCGCCGUCGGAGCUCGGCGUCCUGAUGCGCUCCCUCGGCGGGAACCCCACCCAGGCGCAGCUCCGCGACAUCGCCGCGCAGGAGAAGCUCACCGCGCCCUUCGACUUCCCGCGCUUCCUCGACCUCAUGCGCGCCCACCUCCGCCCCGAGCCCUUCGACCGCCCGCUCCGCGACGCCUUCCGCGUCCUCGACAAGGACGCCUCCGGCACCGUCUCCGUCGCCGAUCUCCGCCACGUCCUCACCUCCAUCGGCGAGAAGCUCGAGCCCCACGAGUUCGACGAGUGGAUCCGCGAGGUCGACGUCGCCCCCGACGGCACCAUCCGCUACGACGACUUCAUCCGCCGCAUCGUCGCCAAAUAAUUUGUCAUUUCUGGUUUUCUCCCCUCUCUCCCUCUCUCUCCCCCUCUCAGGAUCCACAGUUUGACACAUAAUAACUCUCUCUUGCUUGUCGUUUCCUUACCUAUCAUGUGAUCUCUCCUGAUUUGUGCUUUGCUUGCUCUCUAUUUUGUGUUUUCAUUCCGGUGUGAUUUGGACAACCUAGGGUUUGGAUAAUGGUGUGAUUAAUCGAUUGAUGGAUGGAUCUGAUUAAUGAUGCUUUGCGUUUCGCUCUGUUCAAUACUGCAAUGUAAAUUGUGGAUCUAUCUAUCAUUCAAAAUAUGUGGAUCUGGCUUAUUAUCGGAAAAGAAAUGACGUGAUUUGUGGCUUA
Molecule: messenger RNA, 962 nt
Organism: Oryza sativa Japonica Group (Japanese rice)
Lineage: Eukaryota; Viridiplantae; Streptophyta; Magnoliopsida; Poales; Poaceae
Source: RefSeq, a predicted model, not a curated record